GAGGAGGAGGCGCCCUUCGAGGGGAGACGAGAGCGCCUCUGAGGACGUGCAGAGAGCUAGUCUGCCCUGGCAGGCGGGCGUUAAUCUGAGGGGGAAACCGCAGUUCGGAGGUGUGGAUCUGCACCACGUGUGCAGAAGAGGGAGAUGUCGGCAAUAGCAGGGAAACCCCAAGGAUUGCAGAAGCACAAAGCGGGAGGCCUAAGUGGGCAAAAUCCCCCCCUAACAGCUCAGUGAUGACAGUGGCCACAAAUGCGGGGAGGGGGGGAAUGGAAUGGAGCACUACGCAAGGCACGGCCGGCUGGCCAGAACCCUGACCUGGCGCAUUCAUGCUGCAGCACUUUGUUGCAGCUCUCACUUUUGUUUUUCAUUGUUAUUGGGCAAGUAAUUUCAGAGGGACACAAAGCAGCUGCCUUUGACUGGGCUAUGUCCUUCCAAAGGGCUGUGCUCGAGGACUGAAUCCGGGGCUUUUCCGCGUGCAAAGAAUGUGCUCGACCACUGAGCUGUGGGGCCUCUCCAAAGCGUGCAACCCUCCCAGGCCUGCAAUCCGUUUCACUGCAGAGGGUGGGAACUGAACUUCGAUAUCUACCUCGGAGUGAUUAAUACUAAUCAUAUCAAACAGGAUCUUCAGAGCUGAUCUCUGUCCUGGCUUCAGGUGAUCACCGGGGAGCCGUAUUACCACCUUAAACACAGGGGCGUGGCCCAGAGGUCCUUGAAUCCGCACUGGGGCUGGCACAUCCGUCUGAAGAAAGAGCCUCUGAUCCCCUGGUUUGAGCAGCAGACGCUGAAGAGGCGAAUGAAGAGAACAGUGGUCCCCACCGACCCGUGGUUCCACAAGCAGUGGUACAUGAACAAUGACGUGCUUCCAGAUCUCAACAUCCUCACUGCCUGGAGCCAAGGUUUCACGGGCUCGGGGGUUGUGGUGAGCAUCCUGGACGACGGCAUCGAGAAGGACCAUCCCGACCUUGUGGCCAACUAUGAUCCCGCGGCAAGUUAUGACUUCAACGACGAUGAUCCAGACCCUCAGCCUCGCUACAACGCCUGGGAUGAGAAUCGGCAUGGGACGCGCUGUGCGGGGGAGGUGGCAGCCAGUGCCAACAAUGGUGUUUGCGGAGCAGGCGUCGCCUAUCGGGUGAAAAUUGGGGGGGUGAGGAUGCUUGACGGGACGGUGACGGAUAUUGUCGAGGCUCAGUCCCUCAGUCUCCGCCCUCAGCACAUCGACAUCUACAGUGCCAGCUGGGGUCCCGAGGACGAUGGGAAGACGGUGGACGGGCCCGGGAUGCUGGCCUCGGAAGCCUUCCAUAAAGGCGUCGCAAACGGCCGUCAAGGGCUAGGCUCCCUGUUUGUUUGGGCCUCGGGGAACGGUGGCCUUCGCAACGACAACUGCAACUGCGAUGGCUACACCAACAGCAUCUAUACCUUAUCCGUGGGGAGCACAACUGAGCAAGGCAGGGUGCCCUGGUACAACGAAGCCUGUGCCUCCACCCUCACCACCACCUACAGCAGCGGGGUGAAAGGCGAAAAGCAGAUUGUGACGACAGACUUGCGGCACACCUGCACGAGUGGACAUACUGGCACGUCCGCCUCCGCUCCUCUCGCGGCAGGCAUGAUUGCCCUCGCUUUGGAGGCCAACCCAGCCCUGACCUGGCGUGACAUGCAGCAUCUUGUGGUGAGGGCCUCCAGCCCAGCCCACCUCCAGGCAGACGACUGGGCUGUGAAUGGAGUGGGGCGCAAAGUGAGUCACUAUUACGGAUACGGCCUCUUAGAUGCCGGGCGGCUGUUGGAUCUGGCCAAGGAGUGGAAUACGACGCAGUCCCAGAGGAAAUGCUUUGUCAAAGUUGUCGACAAGCCAGUGGUGCUGGGUUCGAGGCUUUCCAUCUCCAAAAACGUCUCCUGCGCCGGCCUUGGGAAAAGCAAGACCAUCCAUUCUCUGGAGCAUGUCCAGGCCCAGCUCACUCUCCGUUACAGUCGGCGAGGAGAUUUAGUCAUCUCGCUGACCAGCCCAAUGGGAACAAAGUCAACUCUGGUGGCUGUCAGGCCUCACGACACCAGCAGCAAGGGUUACAGGGACUGGUCCUUCAUGUCCACGCACUAUUGGGACGAGAACCCUCAGGGCGUUUGGACCCUUCUGCUUGAAAACAAGGGGGAUGCAUACAACACUGGAUUCCUCGACCACUUUGUGUUAAAACUGUACGGGACGAAUGAGGAUAUGACAGCCAGAGCGGCUGUGGCCUCGGCGGUGAGCAAGUGUGUGAGGCGAGACGCAGUUGGGACAUGCCUGGAAUGCACUGGUCCCUUCUAUGCCUUCCAGCACCGCUGCCUGUCCUAUUGCCCUCCUAGAUAUUACACCCUCUCCCGGCCCUCCCUUGACCCUGACGGGACACCCCAUGCCAUCCAGUCCUGUGCUGCUUGUCACCCAUCUUGCUACACCUGCCAGGGAGGGACGGUGCACAAUUGCACCACCUGCCCACCCUUCAGCACUUUCAGUGAGGCCUCCCGCAUCUGUCUGCCGCACCUGUCCUCCUCCCGCAGAGGCCAGCCUGCUCGGGGACACCAGCACCUUCUCGUCCUGGUCGUGGUGACCCUGUUCUGUGUGGGGCCCAUUGUCUUCUUCAUCUUCUAUGCCGUGUACCGGUUGUCCUCCCUCAGGGACAAGUGGAAGAGACAGGCAGGGCCUUGCGCCGAAUCUGGGGCUGCCGGAUUGGAUCUCCUGUGCCUCCAUCACAUGGGCGCAGAGGAUCAUUUGAAGGAUCCCUCGCAGAAGCCUUUUCCAUGAAACAAAAGCUGAAGCACUUGAACCUGGUUGUGGAUAGCUGCUAUAUAUUUUUAUAUCCCUGACGAGCCCUGGUUUGCUCGAAUGCAAUAAACGCUCUGCUUGAGUCAG
Messenger RNA from Rhineura floridana, 2881 nucleotides. It is a transcript of the gene PCSK4, whose product is annotated as proprotein convertase subtilisin/kexin type 4. Gene Ontology annotation, cellular component: trans-Golgi network; Golgi membrane. The transcript has 15 exons. NCBI's taxonomy places the organism in Eukaryota, Metazoa, Chordata, Lepidosauria, Squamata, Rhineuridae. Gene Ontology annotation, biological process: peptide hormone processing. The coding region runs from base 794 to 2773 and encodes 659 amino acids. The record is from RefSeq and is a predicted model, not a curated record. Gene Ontology annotation, molecular function: serine-type endopeptidase activity.